This is a messenger RNA of Drosophila virilis, 3382 nucleotides long. RefSeq names its product G-protein-signaling modulator pins (gene pins). Gene Ontology annotation, cellular component: cell cortex. The record is from RefSeq and is a predicted model, not a curated record. Gene Ontology annotation, molecular function: G-protein alpha-subunit binding; GDP-dissociation inhibitor activity. NCBI's taxonomy places the organism in Eukaryota, Metazoa, Arthropoda, Insecta, Diptera, Drosophilidae. Gene Ontology annotation, biological process: establishment of mitotic spindle orientation.
AUUACAAUUAAUCGACUGGCAAAGUGAAUCAGAAUGAAAUUAACGAAACCCAAUUGAUUUGCAAAACGGUAAAAAAAAGUGAAUUGUUAAAGUAAUUAAAAGCUAAGCAGCAAAGAUACAGCCAAACACUCUCUGCGUGCGUCGCAGUCAAGUCUAGCGUGCGUUUUGGCCACCAGUAAACGGUUUUUACGCGAAGCUAAGCCAAGCUAAAGAAAAACAAAGCCAUGUCCUCGCUCUCGGCCUCAGCUGAAAAUGUGUCCACAAUGGGCAUUGGUGGUGGUCCCGAUUCCAAUUCGCAUCACGGCUCCGAUGGCAGUUCCAGCAUGUGUCUGGAGCUGGCUUUGGAGGGCGAACGUCUGUGCAAGGCAGGUGAUUGUCGGGCGGGCGUUGCCUUCUUCCAGGCAGCGAUACAGGCAGGCACCGACGAUCUGCGCACGCUAUCUGCCAUCUAUUCGCAGCUGGGCAAUGCAUAUUUCUAUUUGGGUGACUAUGCCAAGGCCAUGCAGUAUCACAAACACGAUCUAACGCUGGCAAAAUCCAUGAACGACAAACUGGGUGAGGCCAAAUCCUCUGGCAAUCUGGGCAAUACACUUAAAGUGAUGGGUCGCUUCGACGAGGCGGCCAUUUGCUGUGAGCGUCAUCUGACGCUUGCUCGUCAGUUGGGCGAUCGCCUAUCCGAGGGUCGGGCACUCUACAAUUUGGGCAAUGUCUACCAUGCCAAGGGCAAGCAUCUGGGCCAGCGUAAUCCGGGAAAGUUCGGUGACGAUGUCAAGGAGGCUUUGGCCAAAGCCGUUGAAUUCUAUCAGGAGAAUCUGCAGCUUAUGCGCGAUCUGGGCGAUCGUGGUGCUCAGGGUCGCGCUUGCGGCAAUCUGGGCAACACCUACUACUUGCUGGGCGACUUUCAGGCAGCCAUUGAGCACCAUCAGGAGCGCUUGCGUAUUGCACGCGAGUUCGGGGAUCGCGCUGCGGAACGUCGUGCUAACAGCAAUUUGGGCAACUCGCACAUAUUUCUGGGUCAGUUUGAGGAUGCGGCUGAGCAUUAUAAGCGCACGCUAGCGCUGGCCAUGGAGCUGGGCGAGCGCGAGGUGGAGGCCCAAUCAUGCUAUAGUUUGGGCAAUACUUACACGCUGCUCCAUGAGUUUACCACGGCCAUUGAGUACCAUCAUCGACAUUUGGCCAUUGCACAGGAGCUGGGCGAUCGGAUUGGUGAGGCACGCGCCUGCUGGUCUCUGGGCAAUGCCCACUCGGCCAUGGGCAAUAACGAAAAAGCGCUGCAGUUUGCCGAAUCGCAUCUGCAGCUGGCCAAGGAGCUGCGCGAUCCGGUGGGUGAGAGCACGGCACGCGUUAACAUUUCAGAUUUACGCAAGCUGCUGGGCAUGCCGGAGGCGGACCAUACCCCCACACAGGAUGAGGAGCGCUCAAGCGCUUCGGAGCACUCGGCCAGCGGGCAUCAAUCGGAUGGCUCAGAGAGCUCUCAGGGACGCAUGGUGCGCGUGCGUCGCCAGAGCAUGGAACAGUUGGACCUUAUCAAGAUUACGCCAGAUGGCAAACGUUUGCAGGAGGAGAAGCACAAGGCGGCCAGUGCCGCACACACAAAAGCCAAAGAGGACGAUUUCUUCGAGAUGCUCUCACGUUCACAGUCCAAGCGCAUGGACGAUCAGCGCUGCUCCAUUAAAAUAAACAGCGCAGGCGCCGUCGCUGCUGCUGCCACGGGCGCCACUCGCAAGCCGCUGGUGCAGCAGAACUCGCUGUUUGUGGAUCCCACCAAUUUGCCGGGUCUGAAGUCGCCCUCGUCUGGCGUGCCGCCGGCCAUAGGUCAUGCACCGCUGUCACGCAGCGCCACAACCACACAACAGCCGGAUGAUGCAUUUCUGGACAUGUUGAUGCGUUGCCAAGGCUCGCGUCUGGAAGAGCAACGCUCCGAGUUGCCGCGCGCACAUGUCACCAUGGAUGCGGAGGCGCCACAGAUGCAGCCGCCCGCAGCUGGAGCGGCUGCCGCAGGCGCACAUGCUCAGUCCGGACCACGCGGCACCACGGUGCCGGAUGAGGAUUUCUUUUCGCUCAUUAUGAAGGUGCAGAGCGGUCGCAUGGAGGAUCAGCGCGCGUCCAUACCCUUUGGUGGUUUUAGCAAUGCGCAGCGAAAUGCCCGCAACAACAACAACAAUAACAAUGCCGGAGGAGCUGGUGCUGCCAAGUAGAUGCAUCCAAUUGGGCUGUCCAUUUAGUCAGCUGCUGCUGCUGCUGCUCGCUCUCUUCAUUUAAUUUUUGUAUCAUUUGUCUGCGCACAUUUGGGCCAUUUGGUCGCUUGGCUAACACAUUUGUUGUAAGAUUUCUGCGUAACAAUUUUAUUUAUAGCCACUAAACAAGUAACCAAAAAUAUUAUUUUAACGCAUCGCUCUUCCAUUUGGAUGCAUUUGUAAAACACACAAAACACACACACACACAAAGUUGUACAGUGAAAGCUCUGCUAGCGAACAGCUGCCUUGGGGCAUAGAUUUUAUUUGGUUAGUCAAACUUUUCCUUUUAUUUAUUUUUCUUGUGCAAAAACGUUUCUUGAAGCGGACAAGCAACUUUUCAACGAUAAAAACUUCACCUAAAUUUGUCUUAAAAAUUGAAAAAGCCAGCUAGAAAUCUGGCAACCAAAAUUGAAGUCUUAAACAUUUUGAUUUAAAGUAAUUUCUUUAUCAUAGGCGCAUGCGUAUAAAGUUUGUAAAAUAAUUUUCAAUACUAUUAUGACUCUCUUUGAGCUCAAGUUUUUUCGCUAAAGCGAGCUUUGACUGUAUUUCAGUUAUAUACUUAUAUCUAGCACGCACACAUAUGUAUACAAUUAUGAUAUUUAGCCAUUUUCUCAAAAGCAUGCUUCUUAAACCAAAAGAAAAACAACACGAAAUUUUAAAGAUAUUAAUGUUUGAAUUGCAUGUAACUAGUUAUUAAGUACAAAAUAGUCCAAAUAACAAUAGAUUAAACAUACAUUACAUACAUUCAUUAUUAUUUUGCCAAAACUGUAGAGCUUAGCGCUAAACUUUUGCCAAUUGUUACAAAUCUUAACUAUACGAACUUGAACAAACAUUCACACGUACAUAUAAGCAAUGGCAUUUUCAAAGCGAAAAAAUGAAUGAAAAACCUUUUCCAAUUGUAACUAUGAGUAUUGCAUUUUUUUCUACUAAAGAACUUACAUACAUAAUCUUAUAUAUAUAAUAUCAUUUUUUGAUUUCAUUUAAAUUGUUUCUUUUUGAGCGGUUCGUUCGGUGUCUGUUCUUUAAGAUCCAGAGCCGUUUUAGCAUAUAGCAGACUCUACAAAUAUAUUUAUAUAUAUAUAUAUAAGAGUAUAUAUAUACAUACAAUACGAAUACAGAUAUCUUUAUAGUUUACACACACAGAA